AUGAAUCUCUGCGCGAACACUAGACACAUCGCUUUCGCCGCCGUCCUCGGCUACGCCUCCGCCGGGCUCAUCGCCCCCCUGGUCUACGGUGCCAACGCUGGUGACGUCCAGGCCGCCGCCAUCGACGCCACCGUCGCCGCCCAGGACACCGUACGUGCGAUCGGUGAAGGCCAGGCUCGCGCCGUCGAGGCCUCCCGGGACCUCCACGAGAACGCCUACUGGGGAAGCGUAGCCGCGUCGCAGAACUAUGUAGCCGCCGCCCAGUCCCAGGCCGCAGCCCUUAACGGUGCCGCAGCUGCCGUCCGCGCCGCACACCUGGCCGCCCCCGCCGUAGCACCCCUCGGCUACGCCGGUUACGGACUCCGCUCCGCCUACGGACUCGCUCCUUACGGACUCGCUCCUUACGGACUUGGCCUCCACGCUUGG
This is a messenger RNA of Iphiclides podalirius (scarce swallowtail), 426 nucleotides long. The record is from the annotation of a GenBank genome assembly. NCBI's taxonomy places the organism in Eukaryota, Metazoa, Arthropoda, Insecta, Lepidoptera, Papilionidae.